Molecule: messenger RNA, 2162 nt
Organism: Bufo bufo (common toad)
Lineage: Eukaryota; Metazoa; Chordata; Amphibia; Anura; Bufonidae
Gene: TBX6
Product: T-box transcription factor 6
Exons: 8
Coding region: 1-1557 (518 amino acids)
Biological process (GO): positive regulation of DNA-templated transcription; cell fate specification; regulation of transcription by RNA polymerase II
Cellular component (GO): nucleus
Molecular function (GO): RNA polymerase II cis-regulatory region sequence-specific DNA binding; DNA-binding transcription factor activity, RNA polymerase II-specific
Source: RefSeq, a predicted model, not a curated record
AUGUACCAUUCAGAUCUAUUCCAGCAAUAUGGACCAUCCUAUGCGGUGAGACCACCCCAUGCCCUGCCACCAACUUACCCUGCUACCAGCGGCCACCAUGAACACUACAGAUACCCAGAACUUGAGGUCCCCCCCGGUCAGCGAUACGAUGGCCUCUUUACAGCGCUGGAUACUUCCCAAAGGAUCCUGGGAGCGGCACCGCUCACACCCCUCUCCCUGCCCCCGGGUCCAGCUUUGGGGUUUGGUCAACCCCAGUCCCCCUGUGAGGCGCCCCAACUUCCUGGGAAUGUGAAGAUGACCCUGGAAAACCGAGAUCUCUGGAAACAGUUCCACGCCAUCGGAACCGAGAUGAUUAUUACAAAGUCCGGAAGGAGAAUGUUUCCUCAGUGUAAGGUCAGCAUCACCGGCCUUGAGCCAGACGGUAAAUAUGUCCUCCUCGCUGACAUAGUCCCGGUGGACAACUCCCGAUACAAGUGGCAGGAAGAUCACUGGGAGCCGAGCGGAAGAGCAGAGCCGAGGUUACCCGAGAGAGUCUAUAUACACCCCGAUUCUCCAGCGCCCGGGUCCCACUGGAUGAAGCAGCCCAUCUCCUUCCACAAGAUCAAGCUGACCAACAAUACACUGGACCAGAUGGGUCAUAUUAUCCUGCACUCCAUGCACCGCUAUCAGCCCCGCUUCCAUAUUGUCCGAGCCCAGGAUGUCUUCAGCCGCCGGUGGGGUGGGUGCUCUUCCUUCACCUUCCCAGAGACCUUGUUCCUGACGGUCACAGCAUACCAGAAUGAGAAGAUAACGCAGUUAAAGAUUCAGACAAACCCGUUUGCAAAAGGUUUCCGGGAGAAUGGACUUAAGAAUAAGAGGGAUCGGUCGGUUCGAGUGAAGCGGAAACUGCCGAGUGCAGAGCAGGAGGAGGAGGAGGGGCCGUAUCCGCCAGCCGAGUGUAAGAGGCCACUGUAUUCGGGACCCUGUGACUCCACCCUGGAUAUCGGAGGGGGUCUCGCUCUGCCGCUCCCCAGUCCGGACUGUUCUUUUCACCCCAUUACCCCGCCAAAUCCAACCUCUCCAUCGACCGAGGCAAAUGACCCCUCCCCCCUCCCGAUCACAGCCAAUCAGGAGCAAGCAGCGAACCUAGAGAUGAGCGGCCAGACUACUGACAACUUCCUGCGGCCAGAGAGUCAGGCCUACCCCGAGAUACCCGCCGGCCAAGAUGGCAGCAUGUACACAGGCCAAACGGAACCAUCGUCAGCGGGGGUCAGCCGCCCACCCAACCUCCAGCGCUUCCCCGCCACGUUCCAAGCAGCUCAGGAGCCGCCUCAUCUCUACAGCAGCCAAUCAGAGUACAGGCUUUAUAGGCAGGACAUGACCUGCAUCGGGGAUUAUGGCCCCUCCUCCUGCGCCAUCCCCCCUCCAGGCCGAGAAGAGGAGGGGGGCAUCAGAGGUUACCCAAAGAACUCUGACCUCCGAUUCCAGCAUUUCCUCCCCAAUUCGGGGACUAAGCCAGGAUUGCAGUUCUCCGGUCCGCAGAUUCAGCGCCUGUAUUCCGGGGGAGGAUGGAUGUGAUCGCUCUGUAUGAGCCUACAUGUGACCUCCGACCUGUGCGUACAGGCGGGGUUAUCGGACAUUAUGGGAAAGACAAUUGCUGAUCCCAUGUACUUCACCCCAAGUGCGGCCUAGCUUUGGGGGUCAGACAUGUUCUUAUUUCUGACUCUACAGGAUACAUGUAAGAAGAGGCUUUACUUAUUUUCUACUGAUCCUGAAUAACAUCAGGUCUUCUACUCCAGUCACAUCCAGAGCUGCAUUCACAAAUCAGAACAUUUCCUAUUAGCUUUCAUCUCUCUGCUGGUUAAACGUAUGUACAAAUUAAUCUCUACAGUGGUGCAUGAUGGGUCACAGCUACUCUCUGUUAAAUAAGCAGUGGGCAGAAUUCUGAAGGCAGCUUUGGAUGUGACUGGAGUAUAAAACACCAAGUUAGAUGUAGAUUUAACCGGUAAACCAUUGUACAGAUUAUAUUUUUGUAAUGGAGAUGUCACACCCUAUCACUGCUGUUCUAUGGAGAGCCUUCUGCCCCUAUAGUGCACAGCUUAUAUCAGCGCUGGAGCGUUAUAAGAGGAGCGGCUGAUAUCAGUCACAUAUGGAGAGACGUGAUCAUGGGGGGCAGGGGGCGA